AUGGCUGUUGUGGCUGGUGUUAGGCUAGCUAGGGCUGUUGCUGCACCUGAGGUGGUUGAUGUGGGGGCUGAUGCACCUGAGGACAAGGAUGUGAACUAUGUGGCAAAGGCUCUCAAGGAGUACUAUGGUGAAGCUAUGAGCCCUACUCAAGUGUACAAUCACUUAAGAAAGUGGAGGCAGAAGUGGGAUAGGGUUGUGAAGUUGAAGGACCUUAGUGGUGCACUAUUUGAUCAUGAUGUCAAUGCCAUAAUGCUAGAACCUGAGCACUACCUAGGCCACUGCAAGGACCAUCCUAAGGAUGCUAAAUUUCUGAACACCCCAAUCAGGUUCUACACUGAGAUGGAGACCAUAUUUGGUAGUUCUAUGGCCAUUGGUAGGUUUGCCCUAGGUUCUAGUGAGCCACUUAGGGUGAACCAUGUUGACAGUGUUGCUGCUAACAUAGAGGGCCAUGGCUUCACCACUACUGCUGAUGUCAAAGCCAACCCUGAGAUUGGUGAGGGCAGCACGUCUACUGACCUGCUGACUUCCACUGUUGGGGUAAAGAGGAAGAGGGGAAAUUUUAGUGAGGAAGAGAUGCUUAUGAUGACUAACAUGACAGAUGCUAUCAACAAUGUGGCCAGUGGACUUAGAGAGACUGGGCCUGCACAUGUGGAUCCUGACCUCUAUUUUGUAGUCAUGGAGAUGCAGGUCUUUACUGAUGAAGCUCUCAUUGUUGCCUACACCUACCUUCUAAAAAACAAGGCCCUUGACAGGGGUUUUGUGAGCAUGUCAGACAACCAUAGGGACAUUUGGCUGAGGAACUACCUAGCCAAGAACUACUAUAUGUAG
Miscanthus lutarioriparius is the source of this 828-nucleotide messenger RNA. The record is from the annotation of a GenBank genome assembly. NCBI's taxonomy places the organism in Eukaryota, Viridiplantae, Streptophyta, Magnoliopsida, Poales, Poaceae.